AUGAGUUCUGCUGAUACUAUGUAAACUUCUAAAUUCAGAAAAAUGCAAUAAUCAAUCCAUAGAUGGUUAUGGCACAACACAUCCAACGAAAAAUCUAUUUCUUAAUCAUAUAUUUUAGAAGACUAAACUUUCUAUCUUGUCAGAUAGUGCUGCUUUGCAAUUGCUCUUUUAACAUGGACUAUGUCUCAACUUGAUUCUCGUCACGCUAUUAUUACUAAUUUCUAAUAUCUUACCGAAUGGGGUGUAAAUUUGACAGUCGUAUAUUUUGCUUUAUCCCUAAGAAUUAUGAAGGACCACAAAUUUGCUGAAAAAUAUUGGAAAAUUACUCACGUAAUUUUUGAAAUAGUUUACUCAGCUGAAUUUAUUAUUACUGCUAUGUACUGGGGUGCUAUAUACUAAACUAUUAAAAGAGAAAAGGAUGCCUAUUAUCUUACCUUAACAUCUCUUGAACAUGGUGGAAUGUUUGUUCUUUUAAUUAUAGAUAACAUAUUUAAUCGUAUUAAAUUCUAUAAGAGACACUUGAUCUAUCUUAUAUCUUUCAUUAUUUUUUACUUAACUAUAAAUCUGACUGUUACUCUUUGUUUUGAACCUGUUUAUGCAAUAAUUGAUUGGAAGAGCAAAGAAUCUCAUAUUUUCGCUACUGUUGCUCUUCUCAGCACUGUCUUCCAUUUCGUUAUUGCACGUAUUAUCUACGAACUUUUUAAGAAAAAGAAGGUUGAAAAGACUGUAGUUGCUGAUGAUUACUUCUUCACUGAUAAACCCUUCUAAUUAACACAUAUAAAUAAGGCCCUUGAAAAUAAGUUUGUAUGGUGGGUUCUCAUAAUUUCAGUUAGCAUGAUGGUAUUAAGCACAAUCAUCACUGCUGAGUAUUGA
Molecule: messenger RNA, 873 nt
Organism: Tetrahymena thermophila SB210
Lineage: Eukaryota; Ciliophora; Oligohymenophorea; Hymenostomatida; Tetrahymenidae
Product: transmembrane protein, putative
Exons: 1
Cellular component (GO): membrane
Source: RefSeq, a predicted model, not a curated record